Trachymyrmex cornetzi is the source of this 2493-nucleotide messenger RNA. RefSeq names its product sialin. Gene Ontology annotation, biological process: transmembrane transport; monoatomic anion transport. NCBI's taxonomy places the organism in Eukaryota, Metazoa, Arthropoda, Insecta, Hymenoptera, Formicidae. Gene Ontology annotation, molecular function: transmembrane transporter activity. The record is from RefSeq and is a predicted model, not a curated record. The transcript is spliced from 6 exons. Bases 904 to 2343 code for a protein of 479 amino acids. Gene Ontology annotation, cellular component: membrane.
ACGAUAUCAGUUUUAUACAUUGAAGUUUAUAAGCAUUAACUGUAAACAAAAACAUUUAUAAGCCGUGUUCCGAUAUACACUGUGAGUAUUGAAAAUCUACAGUAUACGUAACGUACACUAUAGAUUUUCAGUAUUAACAGCGAAUAAUAAAACGCAGCCAUAAUGAUACUUUUGAAAAUGAAUGUCGUCAGUCCAUACAGAGAGAAUAUUGCAUCGCGAUACGGAAAACUUGAGUAAGAACGUUAUCUCGCUUUUAGCAAACAAAUAUAUUUAGCAAACAUCUGGUAUUAAAAUUGGAAUCGGAAUCGAUAUCGGAGACAGGAUAUUGUUUAAUUAAAUGCAGCAUUGAAAACAAGUUAAACUUGUGCCUGAUAUUAUUUAACAUAUGCAGAAGGAAUAAUUCUGAAAUACUCGUUUUAAUACAUAGUAAGGUUUACACGAAUGUUUCGAAAUUGUUUUCCUGCAUGACAAUAUUGCUAUUAAUACACAACCGCGCGCGCGUUAUCGGUACAGAGUACAACAUAUUUAUUAACGGAAUUAAGAAAGACAGUGAAACCUCGAACCGUAUUUGACUUUAUAAGUGACAGUGAGUUUCUUGUUAUACGAUCUAUAAUCUCAUGUCGAAUGUAGGAAUGCUCAGCGUUAAGACGUAAGUCUAUAGAAAGAUAUUUGUGGAGGAGGAAUCUGAGUAUCGAGUGUGCAUGGGUGCCGUCUCAUCGUCGACGAUAUAAUUUGAUAGUCGUAAUCUAGCAGUUGAAUGUGCGAGCGAGCGAAACCGAACUGGUGAUUGUAUCGAUACGAAAACAAACGACGAAAACGGCGACACUGGUGCAACGAUUUGAAACGUAAUGGUCAUCAAUGUCAUCGAUUCAUUAACCGAGGUUACAUUGAAUAUUCAGAACGAUGGAGAUACGAGUACGAUACUUGUUUGCUAUUAUGCUGUGCAUAGCGAACAUGAUUAUUUAUGGUCUGAAAGUAAAUAUCGCGACGGCUAUCAUCGGUAUGGUGAAAAAAAAGCCGGGUAUACCGGAUUGGUCAGAUGAGUGUCCGGAAUUUGAUGUUCCUGGAAAUUCCAUCACCGAUAUCGACGGUCCAUUCGAUUGGACAGCAAGCCAGCAAGGUUUGGUUAUUAGUAUAUACUUUGCUGGAUAUCUUAUUGGCAUGUUUCCAUCGGGAUAUUUGGCGGAUCGGUUUGACACAAAGUUAGUAUUGUUAGUCUGUGUGCUGGCAAAUGGAAUCUUAACAAUAUUGGUGCCGAUCGCAGCAAAGGAGUUGUAUGUACUAUACAUUAUUAGAUUUUUGACCGGUCUUGUGAGCGCAGCGAAUCUUCCUAUAGUAAAUGUUCUUCUGGGAACAUGGGUUGUGUACGAGGAAAAAAGCACAUGGGUCGGCAUUAUAUACGCUGGAACGUCGCUCGGCACCGUGAUAUCUAUUCUUACCUCGGGAUUGAUAUUACGUUACGUGGGCUGGGAGGCCAUCUUUUACAUCCACGGCACGACACCGUUAAUCUGGUGCAUCAUCUUUUAUAUAUUUUUCGCCGGUUGUCCGGAAAAACAGAAGUACAUAACGGAGCAUGAAAGAGCGUUUAUCGUGAACUCGUAUGGUCAUCGUACACCUGGAUCCGCAAAGAUGAAGAUUCCAUGGAAAAGUAUAUUUAAAUCGGUGCCAUUUUUGGCUCUGAUCGCUACGAAUACUUUAGGCAACUUUUGUUGGUAUUUCUUGCUCACCCAACUGCCGCUUUAUAUGAACAAGAUAUUGCGAUAUGAUAUUACAUCGAAUGCCGCUAUCGUUUGCACACCGUAUCUCGUGAACGCCUUCACUAAUCCAUUAAUCGGACGAGUUUUAGAUUGGGGACGGAAAAAAGGAUUUUGGUCUCAGACAUUUGCACGUAAAAUUGCAGUGUUCAUAAGCACUAUCCCACCUAGCAUCUUUCUCGUUAUAAUCGCGUACAUUGGUUGCGCUCGUGCGACGUCGACUGUGCUGCUAACCUUGAGUAUAGUAGUCUGUGGUGCUAUAUUUGUCGGUCAUCUUUGUAAUCAAAACGAUCUGGCACCAAAUUAUGCAGGAAUUCUCAUGGGUAUUACAAAUACUCCGGGCACUAUUUCCGCCUUUAUCCUGCCACCGAUAGUUGGAGCUCUCGUAUCGGAAGGACACACUAUAGCGCGAUGGAGAAUCGCAUUUUGGAUUACCAUCGUCGCCCAAGUUCUCGCUUUCGUGAUAUUUGCGAUCUUCGGAUCAGCCAAAAUUCAACCAUGGAAUUAUCCGGUGGCUGACGUCGAAAACUGGGACGUCGAUGACGGACAACCACAACAAGGACAACGGCAACAAGAAACGAAGACUUAAAUUGAAACUACCUUUGUACAAUUCUUAUUAAAAAAAUCAAAAGGAACAUUUUUUUUUUAUAGAAAAAUGUAUUCCGCCUGUUGCAUAAGAAAUUUUAUAUAGGUAAAUUAAAUAAGUACGAUAAUAUAAGUUAUCGUCAAACGAAAUCAA